This is a messenger RNA of Telopea speciosissima, 677 nucleotides long. RefSeq names its product non-specific lipid-transfer protein P5. The transcript has 2 exons. Bases 74 to 394 code for a protein of 106 amino acids. Lineage: Eukaryota; Viridiplantae; Streptophyta; Magnoliopsida; Proteales; Proteaceae. The record is from RefSeq and is a predicted model, not a curated record. Gene Ontology annotation, molecular function: fatty acid binding. Gene Ontology annotation, biological process: systemic acquired resistance.
UCACCAAGGACUAUCCCUAGAGAUAUUAACAUUUAUAGGGAGGAUUAAACUAACAGAAGAGACCAGCGUAGACAUGAAGUUUGGUACAGUGAAGGUGGCAUGGUUCAUGUUCAUGGUGGCCAUGGGAAGCUUGGUGGAGCAUGGAAUGGCCCAGGGAUGUGGUAGCACUUUCUUCUCAUCUCUGGUUCAGCUGAUGCCUUGUAGGCCUGCUGUUACCUCUUUCAGUCCCUUACCACCUAAUGAUGCCUGCUGCAAUGCUGUCAAGAUGCUUGGACAGUCCUGCUUGUGUGUGGUUGUAAAUGGCCCACCAAUAUCUGGUGUCGACCGCAACAUGGCCCUGCAGCUCCCAGCAAAAUGUGCCGCCAACUUUGAUCCAUGUGAACUUCGGAUGUAACUGGUGUGGGUGCCAACUCUGGUUCUUAAUAAAGAGCAUAGAGAGGAGCUAUAAGAGAUCUUUCUAUGUACUAAGAUACUAUGGCUUACCAGUAAUAAAAUUAUUUCUGGAUGGUUCUGAAUUAUAUAUUAGCUUGUUUCUCUUACCUAGUAUUUCUAAAAUACCCCUCUUCUGCUAAGUGUUUCUGGAUCUAUUUUCACAUUGAAUCUUGUUUUGACAGUAAUUUAGUCAUUUUGUCACAGAAUAUCGUCAAUCAGCAAUAAAGAGAAUCAGUUGUUUUCAA